Molecule: messenger RNA, 2451 nt
Organism: Penicillium griseofulvum
Lineage: Eukaryota; Fungi; Ascomycota; Eurotiomycetes; Eurotiales; Aspergillaceae
Product: lysophospholipid acyltransferase family protein
Exons: 6
Coding region: 1-2451 (816 amino acids)
Cellular component (GO): mitochondrial membrane
Source: RefSeq, a predicted model, not a curated record
AUGCCGGCCCCCAAGUCGCCCACGUCGGCAAUAGCCGAUGACCACUCGGCGCCAGAUCUGGAAAUCGUCAGCUCACAGCUGACAAUCCAUCCAUCUGGCUUCACUGGCGGUCCGGAAGCUGAAAAUGAGCAACAAAUUACCGAACGCAACCUUGUUCGCCAUAUGGUGCGAUUUCGCGAGAACCCCUUGGACUUUCUCCGAGAAGUGAGCCUGUAUAUGUCUGGCACGGGGUGGCGUGCAUAUGAUGAACCCAUCGGCCAGCCGAUCUUCUAUUCUGGCUUCUCGGAAAGGAUGAAGACUUCCAUAUUGGGCAGCCUGCUCCUGCAAAACAAGGUCACUGAAUUGGCCAAUCGCCGACUCGCGGUGGAAGAGAAAGAAGGGUUGCUGGCAAUCAAUGAAGGCUUAACUCUAGACGACAAACGGGCCCGUCGCCGGACUGAGAUUGAAGGCAAUCUUCGGGAAGUCGUGGACACAAUGAUGGAAAAUAUGAUUUGCAAGAUGGAAAGCAAACGGUUUAUUCGAGGUGCUUAUUAUAUGUGCACGCAGCUCUUGACUCGUGCUUACCAUCAAGGAAUUCACGUAUCCAGCGAGGAAGUCUUGCGUAUAAGAUCUGUAGCCGAAACUGCUGCCAAGAAGAAGCAGUCGAUUGUUUUCUUGCCUUGUCACAAGUCCCACGUGGAUUACGUCUCCCUGCAACUUAUUUGUUACCGUCUAGGCAUUUCUCUGCCGGUCAUCGUUGCGGGUGACAAUCUCAAUAUCCCUUUGCUGGGCUCUUUCUUACAACACGCAGGCGCUAUGUGGAUUCGACGCAGCUUUGGGAACGAUCCCUUGUACAAUACUGUCGUACAAGCUUAUAUCGAUACCCUCCUUCAACAGGGCUUCAACUUCCAAUGCUUCAUUGAAGGUGGUCGCUCCAGAACUGGAAAACUGCUUUCACCUAAGUUUGGAAUCUUGAGCUUCAUCAUGGAUAGUCUACUAUCAGGUCGGGUUGAAGAUCUCAUCAUCUGUCCUGUCAGCACCCAGUACGACAAGGUCAUUGAGACUGAGUCAUACAUCAGCGAACUUCUUGGCCAACCGAAGGCAAAGGAGAACUUGGCUGAUUUCAUUUCGUCAUCCUCAGUUUUGUCCCUGAAGCUAGGCCGAGUUGAUGUUCGUUUCCACGAGCCAUGGAGUCUCCGAGACUUCAUUGGCCAGCAGCUCACCCGACUGGAUCGCCCCAGCACCGACAUCAAUAAUAAACUUAGCUAUAGUGAUCGAGGCCGCAUUCUAAGAACAUUCGGUUAUCGGGUUCUGUCCGAUAUCAACGACGUGUCUGUUAUGAUGCCAACCGCCCUUGUGGGAACCGUCCUCUUGACCUUACGCGGCCGCGGAGUCGGAAAAGCUGAAUUAGUCCGCCGAUUGGACUGGCUUUGCGAGCGGGUGCGAGCCAAAGGUGGCAGGGUCGCACACUUCUAUCGCUCGCCAACGGAGACGGUGGUUGACCGUGCGCUAGAGGUCCUAGGGCCCAAACUCGUUGGUGAGAUUUCGGGUCUAGUCGAGCCAACAUACUAUGCGGUGGAUCGUUUCCAACUUUCAUUCUACCGUAACAUGCUCAUCCACCUUUUCAUCACUGAAGCGCUGGUUUCUGUGGCUAUGUACACAAAGAUCAAGCAAGGUGGAGGGCCCGCUAAUCAAAGAAUCACCUACGAGGAUUUGAAGAAACAAGUCUCAUUCUUGUCUCAGCUUUUCCGCGGUGAAUUCAUUUUCCCUCCUGAAGGCUUGGCUAACAAUUUCGAUAAAACUUUGCGUGGGCUGGAGAAGGAUGAUGUGAUCAAAAUCACCCGUGAUGAGUCCACCACACCUCUUUACGUUGAAUUGAGCGAGUCUGAGCGAUUAUGUGGUCGCGAAAACUAUGACUUCUACUGCUUCUUGAUCUGGCCUUUCAUCGAGGCCUCUUGGCUUGGCGCUGUGUCCCUUAUUGGGCUGACGCCACCUCUCGACAGUCCGAAUGAGGUCUGGAUCGAUUCGAAGAAAGCGCAAGAUAGUGCUCAAGUCCUCGGUAAAACGCUAUAUCACCAAGGUGACCUCUCUUACUUCGAGGCAGUCAACAAGGAGACCCUCAAGAAUUCUUAUCAACGAUUUGAAGAAGAAGGUAUCAUUUUGGUUGCCAAGAACAAAGGAUCGCGUGCCGGUCCGUCUCUCAGGCUGGCUCCUGAAUGGGCACCCCAGCGUGACAAAAGUACUGGGAAGGUUCUAGAUGGCGGUCGGCUGUGGGACUUUGUCGAAUUAAUUGCACAGUCCCGUCGCGAAGGCAAAAACCGUCGGGACGGUGCAACUGUUUCUUCGCGCGUUCUUACCAUGUCUGAUCUUGUUGGGCGGAAACUGUUCCAAAAUGCCGCAGCUCCGGCGCCUGCCGACGUGUCGUCACGGCAAAUGCGCCGGAAUGCAAUUGGAACGGAGGCCAAGCUCUAG